CCCAUCUCUGGAAGUGUUCAAGGCCAGGCUGGAUGGGGCUUGGAGCAACCUGGUCUAGUGGAAGGUGUCCCUGCCCAUGUCAGGAGGUUGGAACGGGAUGAGUGUUAUGUAGCUUCCCAACCCAAAUCAUCAUAAUCUUAAAAAUCUCUUCAGUAUCUCCACAUGCAGUCACCAGGCAAAUCCAGUUUUCUGAAUCCCUAUAUUUAGCCACUUUAGCAGAAGGUUUUUGCACAACAGACAUUAUCAUAAAGUUCUUCUUUCCUUGAGUAAAACCACUGUAUAAAAUUAAUCUUAAUUAAAUUACCACAGAUACUCAGUGCGCUAGAAAUAUGGCCCACCCCUGGGCCAUAUAUCAGUGUCCAAUACCAGGCUGGAUGGGGCCUCUAAAUAACCUGGUGUAAUGAAAAGUGUCCCUGCCCAUGAAGGGGGUGGGUGGGGGUGGAACGAGAUGAUCUUUAAGGUCCCUCCCAACACUUUAUACUCGAUGAUUCUAUGGAUUCUAUGGAUUCACUCAGUGAUAAAUCGAGAGUCCGCAAAAACAAUCAGCAGAGCAAGAGGCAGCACGUACGACGCACUUCUAUGUCAAUUAAACAACAUUUACCCGGGACUGCCUCGUCUGCCCGGCCCCGAGCAGCGGCCGCGCCCCGGAAACGGCUGUCGGGGCCGGGUUGUCACCGGCAAUAGUGUCCCCCGCGCCGGAGCACGGCCGGGGUAGCAGCGGAGGUAGCGGCGGAGGCGCGGCGCGGCCGCGGGGGUGCGGAAGGCGAUGCGGGAGGCGGGCGGCGGCUGCGGGGAGAUGGCGGAGCGGGAGCGGCAGGAGCGGCUACGGGAGGCGGCGGCGCUCGGCGACGCGGAGGAGGUGCGGCGGCUCGUAGAGCUGGGGGUUGGCCUCAACUCCCAGAACGAAGUCAACGGAUGGACCUGUUUGCACUGGGCCUGCAAGCGGAACCAUGUGGCAGUCGUGGCUUAUUUACUGCAUGCUGGAGCUGACAAGGACAUCCUGACAAAGAAAGGGGAGAGGCCAGCCCAGUUAACAUCCAAGAGAGAGAUCAGGAAGAUGUUGGGAGUGGAAGAUGAACUCCCAGACUUAAAGCAAGAUUCAGAUCUGCCAAUCAUCCCCAAUUACCUGGCUAACCCACCUUUCCCAUAUGUUUACAACACCUUGAGUACCAGCAUUCCAGAUCCUACCCUGAAUGGGAAUAUUUCACACUUGGAGCCACAAGACACCAACUCUCCAUCUGUACCUGACUUGGACACCUGUGGACGAGCACGAGCAUCGUUGCAGCCUGGGAACGCUGCUCCUGAGGUGCCUCCCAACAGGGACAUCCCACCUCUGCCUCAAGGGUCUGCUGGGCCAUCACACCCAAAUCCUGUCCUCCAGAGAGGUCCUAUUUAUCAGGGGUCAGUGUCUUGGGGCAGAAGCCCCUCUUUGCCAGCAGGAUCCAACCAAUCCCUACCCCAGCAAGGGAACAGCUUCUGCAUGGGACCUGUGCCAGCCUUUCAACCCGUUUUCUUCACAGGAGCUUUUCCACUCAACAUGCAAGAACUGGUGCUUAAAGUGAGAAUACAAACGCCUAAUCUUAGAGAAAAUGACUUCAUUGAAAUUGAACUGGACAGACAAGAACUGACCUACAAGGAGCUGCUCCGAGUGAGUUGCCACGAGCUUGGUGUGAACCCUGAGCAUGUCCAGAAGAUCAGAAAAUUACCAAAUACAAUGUUAAGAAAGGACAAGGAUGUUGCAAGGCUACAGGAUUUCCAAGAACUGGAGCUUGUUCUAACAGUAAGCGACAAAAACUCACUUUUCAGAGUCCCAGCACUUUCUGAACAGAGUGGGUAUAACAAGAAGGCAUCCAAACUUACAUACUAAUUAAGGAAUAAAACAAAAUAUUUUUCCCUUUUGUUUUACAAUUAUGUUUGAAAAACAGUACCUAUAAGGGCUAAUGAUGUGAAAAAAAAUCUAUUUUGUUAACUGUGAAAUAAAUUGAAGUGGUUAUGCACAUUUAAAGCUUCUAGUUAAUCUAAGAACAGUGAGUCUGGUAUAAAAGUAGCUCAAUGCACAGGAAGUAUUGGUAGAACUAUCUGUUAAUGCAACACUUCCUUACAAAAGAUAAUUAAAUACUGCAGAGUUAGCAGCUCUCAGGGAAAGGCUUACCUUAAGCUGUUCUAAUAAUUUGUUUGCUAUGAAAUAGCAGAGGUACUCAAGCUAAAGAACCUGCCAUGAAGCUGAUUUAAUAUUUCUACUGAGUCCAUUGCCAUCAAUAUUCUCUUUUUAGAUCAUGUUUAUUAAGUCCUAUCUUACUUAGAGGGAAAAAAACCAGAAGGGUUUACAUUUGUGAAAGCACAAAACUAUGUCAAGUUUAAAUUCUAUCAAGUGACUUAUAGCAAUUUCUUAAUCCCUGUUUAUAGUUGUCCGUAUUUCUCAGGUUGAAAAUAAAAGUGACAGUAAUUAUCCAAAUAAUAAACAUGCACUCAACCAAAAUCCCUUUCAGUGUUGUCUGUUAAUAUAUACAUGAGCAAUUGACAUGUAAUGACAUGUGCAAUUUAAUAUACUAUUUUUGUUACUGGGUUGACAUUUCUUCAAUGCGGCUUUAAUUUUCCCUUUUAAAAGCACAUAAAAUGUAAUUUUAUUUUCCUUUGACCUCUACAUUCCUGCAAAAAAUUGCAUUUUGAACCUAUAAAGUUACCUGUUUAAAAAGAAACUAGUGAGGUACCCAGGGUUAUCUGGGCUGAUAGCCAAACUUGAUGUUCCUAUGCAAUGUAUUUUCUUUUUUUCACUGUGACUUGUGUCUAGCCAUGCGGUUUACUGAAAAGAAAAUUACAGUUACCUAAAGUUCAGAAUUUGACUACUUUGCUGUGAAAUUCUUGAAUAAAGAAAUUGAAAAGUA
Molecule: messenger RNA, 2885 nt
Organism: Motacilla alba alba
Lineage: Eukaryota; Metazoa; Chordata; Aves; Passeriformes; Motacillidae
Product: ankyrin repeat domain-containing protein 40-like
Exons: 5
Coding region: 767-1867 (366 amino acids)
Molecular function (GO): protein binding
Source: RefSeq, a predicted model, not a curated record